Messenger RNA from Nymphaea colorata (pocket water lily), 489 nucleotides. Its product is annotated as PLASMODESMATA CALLOSE-BINDING PROTEIN 3-like. The record is from RefSeq and is a predicted model, not a curated record. The transcript is spliced from 2 exons. Lineage: Eukaryota; Viridiplantae; Streptophyta; Magnoliopsida; Nymphaeales; Nymphaeaceae. The annotation marks the transcript as partial.
CUUCCCACCGGUGUUUCAGCCGCCGGUGCUGUACCCACCUCCGUCGGCUCCUCCUCCGCCGCCGGGAGGGCGGUGGGGAUCUGGUGCGUUGCCAAGCCGGCCGUCCCGGAGCCCAUCAUACAGGAGGCCAUGGACUACGCUUGCGGGUCGGGUGCGGACUGUGAAUCGAUCCAGAACGCAGGGCCCUGCUUCAGCCCCAACACGCUGCUCAACCACGCGUCUUUUGCCUUCAAUAGCUACUGGCAGAGGACGAAGGCCGCUGGUGGGACCUGUGAUUUCGGUGGGACCGCCAUGAUCGUCACUACCGACCCAAGCUACGACGGAUGCCAUUUCCUUUACAACGUCUGAGAUAUCAAUUCAUGCAGCCGACUGCUUUCAAGAGGUCAAGUCCAUUUCAAUGACCAUUGACAUCCAAUUUGCACAGGAGGCACAACCAAAGCAAUAUAUGAGAUGGAAUUUUACGGCCAUUUCUGCCUAGCUUUUCUUUCU